This is a messenger RNA of Closterium sp. NIES-65, 172 nucleotides long. The record is from the annotation of a GenBank genome assembly. Lineage: Eukaryota; Viridiplantae; Streptophyta; Zygnematophyceae; Desmidiales; Closteriaceae.
AGGAACAUCCGUUUUCUGCACAUCUGCCUUCUUCGCACUCGCCGCCGCACCCGCUGCUGGCACAUCCCGGUUCGACGCGGACGAAGCAGCGGACCCUGACGACGACGGCGGUAACCGCACGCUGCGCGGAUGCGAGGGAGUUGGGAAGAACGGAAGGAGGGAGUUGGGUUAA